AUGAGGCCAAUGACACAGAUGAUCAAUGAACAGAAGCUGGGUAUACUUGAGAUACAGAAAAUCCCACCAAAAUUUGUCAACAUUUUCCGGGAUGAACUUACUGCUUCUGCUACUCUCACUACUCCCAUGGGUCAAGUUUGGCCUGUGAGAUUGGAAAAGGCUUCUGACAACAGCUGUUGGAUCUGUGAUGGUUGGCAAGAAUUUGCAGAACAUCACUCCAUUGGUUGUGGGUAUCCAUGUAACCCUUCUAAUGGUUCUCAAAAUCCAUAUAAUGGCAAGCAAUCUUCAGUCCAUCCUGAAGAAGAAAUGCAGGAUGAUGUUUCUGUUGAAAUCUUGGGUUCCUCUCCUCCAUGGCAGCCUCUUACUUCUUUGAGAGAGGGCAUUUUUGAUAUUGCUUUAAUAACUGGCCAUUACAUCAGAAUUUGGUUGAGUGCAGAGGACUCAUUGAUCAAAAACAGGAAGGAAGCAAAGACAAAUGCUAGAACUCUAUUGCCAAAGAGAUGUGGAAGAACUAAAAGCAGGGAGAGGAUUAUUCAUGCUGCUAGAAUGCUUAAGCCUGCAAACCCUUCCUUCACUAUUAUCAUGAAGCCAUAUAAGAACAGACUCCUGUAUGUGCCUACUGAAUUUGGUAGAAAGUAUUUAAAGAGGAAAUCAAUCAAACUUGAGGAUUCUACGGGAAGACAGUGGCUGCUCUCAUGCCUUUUGAACGGAGGCAGAAACAUAAGGCUAAGCAAGGGUUGGCAUGAAUUUGUGGAAGAGAAAAAUCUGAAAGAAGGAGAUGUCUGUGUCUUUGAGCUGGUGCAGAGGGAGGAUGUUGUGCUGAAGAAGAUCCCACCAAAAUUUGUCGGCAUAUUUGGGGAUGAACUUACUGCAGCUGCUACUCUCACUACCCCCACUGGUCAUGUUUGGCCGGUGAGAUUGGAAAAGGCUUCUGUCAACAACUGUUGGUUUUGUGAUGGUUGGCAAGAAUUUGCAGAACAUCACUCCGUCCUUGCUGGGUACUUCUUAGUCUUUGAAUAUGAAGGGAAUUCAAAUUUCAAAAUUUCUAUAUUUGAUUUGACUACCUGUGAGAUUAGUUAUCCAUGUAACCCUUCAAAUGGCUCUGAAAAACAAUAUCAUGGAAAGAGAUCUUCAGUCCAUCCUGAAGAAGAAGAAAUGGAAGAUGAUGUUUCUGUUGAAAUCUUGGGCUCAUCCCCUCCAUUUCAGGCUCCUACUUCUUUGAAAUCGGCUAAGACUUCUUUUAAAUCAGGCUUGGGAAUCAUGAAGCAUGGCAGAAAUGACGAUUCCUUUCAAAGCCCAAAAUCAAAGCAUGUUUGUUUCAGUGAGAGCAAGAAGUACAAAAUGGACUCCCAAAUGUUUGAUCAUAACCAAACAGAAUCUGAUGAAGAUGAUUCAGUAAUAGAAGGCAGAAAGGAAGCAAAGACAAGGGCUAGAACUCCUUCACCAAAGAUAUGUGGGAGAACUGAAGGCAGGGAGAGGAUUCUCCAUGCUCCUAGAAUGUCUAAGCCUGCAAACCCUUCCUUUUCUGUUACCAUGAGGCCAUAUAACAUAGAGAGCAGAUUCCUGAAUGUCCCUGCUGCAUUUGCUAGAAAGCAUCUCAGAAGGAAGUCAAUCGAACUUCGGGAUUCUGGUGGAGGACAGUGGCCUCUCAAAUGCCUUCAUCACCAACGUGGUUCUGUAAUGCUAAGCAAGGGUUGGAAGGAUUUUGUGGAAGAGAAAAAUCUGAAAGAAGGAUAUGUCUGUUUCUUUGAGCUGGUCCACAGGAAGGACCCUGUGCUGAAGGUGUCCAUAUUUCAAUAGUGAACAAAACCUCAAAAGUCUGAAUAAACCAAAUAAUAUUGAA
Vitis riparia (riverbank grape) is the source of this 1843-nucleotide messenger RNA. Its product is annotated as B3 domain-containing transcription factor VRN1-like. Bases 1 to 1800 code for a protein of 599 amino acids. The record is from RefSeq and is a predicted model, not a curated record. Gene Ontology annotation, molecular function: DNA binding. Lineage: Eukaryota; Viridiplantae; Streptophyta; Magnoliopsida; Vitales; Vitaceae. The transcript is spliced from 8 exons.